Megalopta genalis is the source of this 1995-nucleotide messenger RNA. It is a transcript of the gene CarT, whose product is annotated as Carcinine transporter. NCBI's taxonomy places the organism in Eukaryota, Metazoa, Arthropoda, Insecta, Hymenoptera, Halictidae. Gene Ontology annotation, molecular function: transmembrane transporter activity. The record is from RefSeq and is a predicted model, not a curated record. Gene Ontology annotation, biological process: transmembrane transport. Gene Ontology annotation, cellular component: membrane.
ACGUGGCCGAAGUCCAUCAGAAUGGAGCAUCUGGAUGAUUAUCAAGCCGCCGAGACCGCCAAUGACAAGCAAACGACGAACGCCGACGAUGAAGACGGUUUCGACCUCGACGACCUCCUGCCGAUCGUCGGCGAGUUCGGCCUUUACCAGAAGAAGCUUCUCUGGCUGGUGUGCCUCCCGGCGUGCCUGCCGUGCGGAUUUUGCGCCUUCAACCAGCUGUUCAUGGCCAACACGCCGCCCCAUUGGUGCAGGGUACCGGGAUUGGAGAGCCUAGACGUCUCCCGUAGAAGAAGACUCGCGAUUCCGACCAGUCAGGACGACAACGAAACCUACAGCCAGUGCACACGAUACGAUAUCGAUUGGACAAAGGAAAACAUAUCGAUCACGACGGAACCGUCGUCGAUGCCGAACUCGUCGUGGCCGGUCGUCCCCUGCGAUCAUGGCUGGGAGUACGACAUGUCGGAGAUAACGUCCUCCAUUGUGAUCGACUUCGAUCUGGUCUGCGAUCAUGCGAUCUACCCGACGAUCGGCCUGGUCGCCUUGAACACAGGUGGUCCUAUAGGCGUGUACCUGUUCGGCACCCUGAACGACAGAAUCGGCAGGAGGCUGUCCUUCUUCACCUGUCUGGCGACGCUGAUCACAGGUGGCUUUCUAACGUCGAUAUCGAACAGCUUCUGGACAUGGGCGGCAACGCGUGUGGUCGUGGGCCUGACCAUACCGGCCAUUUAUCAGAUACCCUUCAUCAUAUCUCUGGAGCUGGUCGGGCCGAACUAUCGGUCGUUCGUGACGGUGAUGACUUGCAGCUUCUACACAAUGGGUUUGUGUAUGCUAGCCGGCCUGACCUAUUUGAUAAGAGACUGGCGAACGUUAGCCAUAACCACCAGCGCGCCUUUCCUCAUGUACAUUCUCUACUGGUGGUUCCUGCCGGAGUCUCCGAGAUGGUUGCUGGCGAAAGGUCGUCUGGUAGAAGCGAACGCCAUCCUCGAGACGCUGGCCAAGGUUAACGGGAAAGAGCUGCCCGCCUCUUUCACCCAGAAACUUCGCCAGAGGAUGAUGAUGUCGCGGUCGAAGAGCGAGGAGGAGCGACUGCGCAACGGACCAGGUGUUCUAUCGCUGUUCAAGACCCCAAACAUGCGCCUGAAGACCUGUCUGAUUACCCUAAAUUGGUUCGCCAAUAACAUGGUGUACGUUGGACUCUCUUAUUACGGGCCUGCGUUGGGGAACGAGGAGCAUCUCAGCUUCUUCUUCUCGUCCCUCGCGGAAAUUCCCAGCUACAUGGCCUGCUGGGUGGUGAUGGACCGGUGGGGUCGCCGAUGGCCCCUCUGCCUCUGCAUGGUCGUUGCCGGGGUCUCUUGCAUCGCCACUGUUCUCCUCUCGUCCGACGCUGUAGCGGUCACGCUGAUUCUGUUCCUGCUGUCGAAAUCUGCGAUAUCGGCCUCCUUCCUAAUAAUAUAUCCGUUCGCUGGUGAACUUUACCCGACGCAACUGCGCGGCGUAGCGAUCGGUUUCUCGGCAUACAUCAGUGGUCUCGGACUUAUCAUCAUUCCUUUUGUUACUUAUCUGGGUAAAGAGAACUUGGUUUUGCCCCUCGUGAUACUGGGAUGCGUCUCGGUGAUCGGUGGACUGUCUGGUCUGCGAUUGCCCGAGACGUUGCAUCAUCGGUUGCCCCAGACCGUCGAGGAGGGCGAGCUGUUUGGAAAGGAUUGGACCUGCGCCGAUUGCAUCCGUUGCGUUCCAAUAAAACCCUCGUCCGCCGCAGCGUCCUACGAGGAUCUGUCAGCCAGGGAGACGGUGGAGAUGCACGAGGUGCCUGAACCGCCGAUCGCCAUACCUCAGAGGCUGCUAGAGGAGCAGCAGAGACCGAGCAACGCGAGCGUGCGCCGAUUGGUUCGCCAGUCCAGCAUGAUGGAAACGCAGCGGGACUCUGACGGGUCCAUUAAGAUGACUUACUGGUUCUAGAGACUUCGUGGUUCAAAUAAAAUUGAGAGAACGAUA